AUGAUGUACAAAAUUUACAUUUUGUGUCUGUUGGCGGCGGCCAUGGCGGCACCAUCUCCUGUAGCCGAAAUCCCAGCCGAAGUGGAGCUGGAGGUUAAGCAAGAGGCGGUGCCGGAGCUGGACGAGUCGCGUCUGGCGGGUAUCUUUGUGAAGGACGGCAACGAGAACGGACAGCUGCGGUUCCUGGCCUCGGGCCUCUCCAGCAGCUCCUCGACCAGCGGCAGCACUGGCUUCAACUCCGCCCUGAAUCAGUACAUCACGAACAAGCAGGAUAUGCUGGAGCAGCUGCGUCCAAGCAGCACAGGCACAGGCACCACAACUGGCACGGGCACGUCCCUCGUCACUGGAACCUCCACGAGUGGGACCGGCAGUGGCCUGGUCACGACCACCUCUAAUGGUGCCAUCUAUGUGAAUGCGGGUGGCUCCUCGUCGUCCACAUCGUCUGGCUCGUCGAGCACCAAUGCGGCCCUCAACCAGGCCAUCUAUGGGGCCUCGCCCAUCGCGGAUCUUCUGCCCCAGAUCGUGGCGCAGGGGCUUUCGACGCGUCGUCGUCCUGGCAACAACAACAUACGUCGUCGCGUUCCCAAUCGCCGUCGCGUCAAUAAGCGACGUGGCAGCGUCAACAACAACAAUCUGCAACGCCGCCGGCGUCGUGGUAACAAGCGGGGCAAGAAGAAGGCCCAGGUGAUGGUCGUACGUCCCAAUCGCGGUUGA
Molecule: messenger RNA, 714 nt
Organism: Drosophila miranda
Lineage: Eukaryota; Metazoa; Arthropoda; Insecta; Diptera; Drosophilidae
Product: jacalin-related lectin 34
Exons: 1
Coding region: 1-714 (237 amino acids)
Source: RefSeq, a predicted model, not a curated record